CUGCGCACCGGUUGGCUGUGUGUCGGCGAACUGCGCGCCGACGCAGAGGCCUGACAGCGCGGGUCUUGGGUCGGUCGUGGCGGCCUGGCUUUGUUUUUAGGCCAGGUCUCUAGGACCGGCCCGGGAAGAUGGUGCUGGGGAGUUGCCCUGUGAGUUACCUACUGCUGUGCGGCCAGGCGGCCUUGCUGCUGGGGAACCUGCUGCUGCUGCACUGUGUCUCUCGGAGCCACUCGUUUAAUGCCACGGCCGAAGUGGAUCUCACACCCUCAGGUUCCGCUCACCCGGAGGGUUCCGCAGCCCCGAGCUGGGAAUACAGCGACCCCCAGUCUCCGGUCAUCCUUUGCUCUUACCUACCCGACGAGUUUGUAGAUUGUGAUGCCCCAGUGGAUCACGUUGGAAAUGCAACUGCGUCCCAAGAGCUUGGUUAUGGUUGUCUCAAGUUUGGGGGUCAGGCCUACAGUGAUGUGGAGCAUACUGCAGUCCAGUGCAGAGCCCUGGAUGGAAUUGAGUGCGCCGGCCCCCGGACCUUUCUACGAGAGAAUAAGCCUUGUAUAAAGUACACCGGACACUACUUUAUAACCACGCUGCUCUACUCCUUCUUCCUGGGAUGUUUUGGCGUCGACCGGUUCUGUUUGGGGCACACUGGAACAGCCGUCGGGAAGCUGCUGACCCUGGGAGGACUCGGGAUCUGGUGGUUUGUCGACCUGAUUUUGCUCAUCACUGGAGGCCUGAUGCCCAGUGAUGGCAGCAACUGGUGUACUGUAUACUAAAGCUGCUGAUGUCCUGCUGGCAAGGAGAAAAGUGCUUGGCUGCCCGCCUACUUAUUACAAACUCCAAAUCCUCCUCAGGGCAACACUGUCCUCUUUAGAAGUUCAGACUGAAUUUUUCAGUCCAAACCUUACCUUGCAGACCAGAAAUGGCCAGCAGUGUCGUGGGAGUCCAGUCCU
Molecule: messenger RNA, 947 nt
Organism: Chionomys nivalis (European snow vole)
Lineage: Eukaryota; Metazoa; Chordata; Mammalia; Rodentia; Cricetidae
Gene: Tm2d2
Product: TM2 domain containing 2
Exons: 4
Coding region: 129-770 (213 amino acids)
Source: RefSeq, a predicted model, not a curated record